AUGAGUAACUACAGUGUUGUCAGGGAGUUUGUGCUCCUGGGAUUUUCUCAUCUCCGUGAGUUCCAGGUUCUCUUGUUUGUUCUCAUCCUGUUGGUAUAUGAGCUGGGCAAUCUGGCCAUCAUCACCCUCACCUGCCUCCUCUCACCCAUGUACUUCUUCAUCUGCAACUUCUCCCUCAUGGAGAUACUGGUCACUUCCACUGUGGUGCCAAGGAUGCUGGCAGACCUGCUGUCCACUCACAAGACCAUGUCCCUGGCUGAAUGCCUGACUCAGUCUUUCUUUUACUUCUCCCUGGGCUCACCCAACUUCUUGAUCCUCACAGUCAUGGCCUUUGAUCAUUACGUGGCCAUCUGCCACCCUCUGCACUACUCAACCAUCAUGAGUGGUUCAGUGUGUGUGAAGCUAGUGUUGGCUUGCUGGGUGGUCGGGUUCCUCUCCAUUAUCUUCCCCACACUACAGAAAACCGUCUGGUUCUGUGGCCCUAACGCCAUUGACCACUACUUCUGUGACUCUGCCCCACUCCUCAAGCUUUCCUGCUCUGAUACCAUCCACACUGAGCACAUGGAUUUCUUCCUGUCCUCACUCUUUGUGCUGACCACCAUGCUACCCUUUGUCAUCUUCUACAUCCUCAUUGUGGCUGUAGUGCAGCACAUCCCCUCCUCCUUGAGGUGCCAGAAGGCCUUCUCCACCUGUGCCUCCCACCUCAAAGUGGUGGUUCUGGACUAUGGCAGUGCCAGCUUCAUAUAUGUGAGGCCAGGCAAGGGCCACUCCCCACACCUCAACAAGGUGUUGGCCUUGAUGAUUGCAGUGGUAACCUCUUUCCUCAACUCCUUCAUCUUUACCUUCUGGAAUGAGAAGGUCAAGGUGGUCAUUGAGAAUGUAACUAAAAGGAUCCUCUUGAGACCCAGCAGUCCAUAG
Messenger RNA from Carlito syrichta (Philippine tarsier), 918 nucleotides. Its product is annotated as olfactory receptor 6V1-like. Gene Ontology annotation, molecular function: G protein-coupled receptor activity; olfactory receptor activity. Lineage: Eukaryota; Metazoa; Chordata; Mammalia; Primates; Tarsiidae. The record is from RefSeq and is a predicted model, not a curated record. Gene Ontology annotation, biological process: G protein-coupled receptor signaling pathway. Gene Ontology annotation, cellular component: membrane.